Messenger RNA from Saprolegnia diclina VS20, 2033 nucleotides. RefSeq lists its product as hypothetical. The transcript is spliced from 6 exons. Lineage: Eukaryota; Oomycota; Saprolegniomycetes; Saprolegniales; Saprolegniaceae. The record is from RefSeq and is a predicted model, not a curated record. The coding region runs from base 148 to 1998 and encodes 616 amino acids.
AGGACGCACCAGAUGGUCCAUUAAGUGCGAUGCGCGACCCAAGCAUGUGAUUAGGCCAAUACCAUCGUACGUAAGCGGUACUGGACGUCUGCUACAGCUGGCCUCGACAUCCCUUGCAACUUUGCAGUUUGCAGUUUGCGCUUCGUCAUGGCGCACCGACGUCGCAGCAGCAUGGAUGGCGGGCCCAAGAACGUGGUCGCCAUUGCCUUUGACAAGGCGGCGCUUCUCCGCGCGCGCUUCCUCGAGGCCCCCAAGCGCUACAGCGUCCUGCUUCUGCUUUUGCUGUCGACCGUCGUCUAUUACCGCGACGCCCGCACCACCGAGUUCUUGACGCUGGCGCGGUACCCCAAGCGCACCGAGUCGUGCACGUAUCUCUCGUCCGCAUUUCAAGCUGCACUCGAUGCGCGCGCGGUGCAUCCGCCGCCACUCGUCUUGUCCAAGGAGCACGUGAGCGUCCUCCGCGGUGCGGCCGAUGCAAGCCUCCCGACGCGGCAACUCUCGUGGAAGGACUGCCUGCCCAUGCACUCACUCGAGUGCGGGCUCAUGGCCGGCUCGAUGGACGCGCUUCUAUCGACGAGCGAGCGCAAGUGCCGGUCGUCCAUUUUGCACCACCUUCUGUCGGCUGCGACGACGGUGCUGGAGCGCCACGGGUCCUUUGCCACGCCGAUUGGCGCUGCGCUGCAUCACAUUUAUGAGUACGGUGCGCUUCCACCCAACGCUUAUGCGCUCAACGUGGCCACGGACGCGACGGAGGAUCUCACGUCGUCGUUCUGGGCGGCUGGUUUUGCCCACUUCAACGACCCGCAGCUCCGCACCCGAAUCACGUGCAUCGCUCCGCACCACGCGCUGGCGAGUGCCUUGUAUGCGCCCGAGCUGCCGCUGGUCAUGGGCCCGGACAACGGUGUACCGUACCUCCGCUUUGCACCGCUGACGACGGCGCCACGCAUGCUCGGUGGCGUCGACGAGACAGCGUACGUUCUCGAGGGCGCGACGCCAGUUGCGCGGCAUGAGCUCUUCCCGUUGCGCUGCCUCGGCCUCUACAACGUCUCGGUGCAGACACCGCACUUUUCGCCAGCCUUUUUCAACGUCUCGAUCGACAUGAACAUACCGUACGCCUUUGCCUACCCGAGCGAGUCGUGCCAAGCCCACUGUGACAGCGCCGGUAUCACCAAGCGCAUGCAAUCGCGGCCGAAUCUGCCGCGCUGUCCGCUGCAAGACGAUAGCGAUUUUCGCGCCAAGACGGCGGUGUAUGCAGCAAAGAAGGUGCCGCUCUCCCUGGCGCCAGCCCACGCCGACAUUCUGGUGCCGUUCCACAACAACGUGACGCGCCUGCGUGCGGGCAAGGACUGGACCUACUGCCUUCCGAUUCGCCCGCAGCAGUGCGGCGUCGGCCAUGGCGACAAGUCGUCUCUUUUCGAGACCUCGCCCGGACGGCCGUGCCGCUCGGCCGUGCUGCAUCUGCUCAUGGAAGACAUGCUGAAUGCGCUCAAUGCUGAAGACCAAGUCGCAUUUGUCUACUUUGGUACGCUCCUUGGCGCGUGGCGGGACAAGGCCAUGAUCCCGCACACGCCCGACACGGACAUCAUCGUGCCGUGGGAGACGGACUGGGACCACCUCCAGGACGUCAUGUGGGAGAAGGGGUACUAUGUGUUUGAGCGCGCGAUUCACGCGGCGUGCGUCGCGCCACACCACCCGUUGGCGCCACUUUUGUAUGCCCCCUCGUCGUCGCUCACCGACUCGUCCGACCACGGCACACCGUAUCUCGAUCUGUACAUGUGGCGCGACGACGGCGACCAAAUCUACGUGCAAACCGCCGAGAAGCACUUGCCGCGGGAAAUGAUGUUUCCGCUGACGUGCGACGCACAGAUUUUUGCGAGCCGCGUGCCCAGCAUCCAGUUCCCCGAAGGCAUGUUCAUGGCCGAGUACGGCGCGUCGUUCGUCAAGGACACCAAGCUCCUCUUCAACAAGUGCGAAUCGUACUGCGACGACGAGAUGUAGGUGGUUAUUCUUAUAUAUAAUUUUGACGCUGGACA